Labrus bergylta (ballan wrasse) is the source of this 2656-nucleotide messenger RNA. RefSeq names its product RAB15 effector protein (gene rep15). Gene Ontology annotation, biological process: receptor recycling. The record is from RefSeq and is a predicted model, not a curated record. NCBI's taxonomy places the organism in Eukaryota, Metazoa, Chordata, Actinopteri, Labriformes, Labridae.
GUGUGAAUGUGUAUGUAUGGGAUUAGUUACUUCUGAUGGUAUCUUUACAUAGAAACUUCUGCCAUCAGUGUGUGAACAGGUAGGUUGUAGGUGUGACCUACAUUUACGUUUUACAAAUGGUGACAAUAUGUCAACAUGAUUAUUUUUAGUUGUUUCACUGCACCCAAGUUGUCAUAAACAUCAGCUAAUGCUGCUUUAAGAAUUUGUUUUGAAAAUAUACUGAACAAGCUGUGUGACUUAUUCAUUUGGAAUAAUUAACACUAACUGACGACAGGUUUUAUUCUAAGCAGCUUCAAAAGGAGUUGUGUUGGUCAGAUCUAAUUUCUAUAAACAUGACAAGAAAAAGUGUCAGGUAUCAGCUUAAGUUAUUAUGGUUCAUUGUUUUUUUUCCCUUAUUGUACUUAAAUACAGUGCUGUGUUGGCAAAGGUGUAAAACUCUAACUUAAUCUGACAAAAUAUAGAAAUUACCAAACAAAUGACCUCAGAAGCUAACUUUUGGUUGACAUAAUAAAAAAGAAGUUUAAAUAAAGACUAGGCCCCCUGAGUUGUAAACAGCUUGAGGAUCAGGAAGGACACUCACAUACCAAUAGAUACAGUAUGACUGCUUUUAGAAAACAAUCAAUGCCUUAUGUAUCUCCUUAAAACCAUCCCCUUCUCCAACCCUACACUAAAAACAACAGUGACAUUUAAAACUACUCAUUUCACCUAAUGUGACUUCUCAACAGUGUGCCAAACUCAAAGCUCCUGACCCUGACUCACAUGUCCUCAUUUGCGCUUCAUAAUAAAAGGAAGACAGUUAAGCAUUUUGUUUACCCAUCAAACCCUUCAGGCUUACCCCGGUCCUCAAGCUACUGUUCCUGCUGCUGCUGCUGCUGCCAGUAAACUUGUAAGAUGAGUCUUUUGUUGACUUUCCUUAAAUUUGACAAGUUCCAAACACCACACCCAUGCUAUGCGUGUCGGCAGAAACUCCCCCACCAAACCUGGGACAGGAAAUUCUCUUUAUUCUACUGAAAGUUCUGUACAUAUCAGGAGACUGAGCUUCAUAUAGAGCAGCACACACACACACACACACACACAUGCACACACUUUGUAUCUCAGCAGGACAGGAGACAGGAGCAGAGGGUGAAUAGUGGACUCACUACAGAAACCUCCAGACACAUCCUGUGUAUAAGAGAGACCAAUCUCUGACCUCCGCCCCCCAACAUCAGUCCACCAUGGGCCAGACCAUCCGCAAACACACUCCUAACCGCUUCCCGUCCUUUAAGCGUAGCUCUCAAAGACAAACGUCACAUGCUCAAAACUUAUCACCUCGACCGAGUAUCUUCUCCACGUUAAGAAGGGCCCCUGUCCCCAAACCCAGUGAUUUCAUUCCACUGUUCAACGAUUGCAUCUCUGCCGCCUCAUCCAGAACUCAAGAGUGCCUCCUCUUCAAAGACCCAGAGGACAAGUUCCGACUGAUCCCCGAGGUGCUCACUCAGGUCUUCCUGAUGACCUACAUCUCUCAGAGUGUCUGCCUUAACUUGACAGACACCUUCAACUGCACAGCCAUGACCCCUGAGCAGCGCAUUCUCCUGGGGGCCGACUGGGUCUGGGCCCUGCUGGAGAAGCCCACCAAGAACCCUCAGAUUCAGAUUGCUGUGCAGGUCAUACACCUGCCCGACAGGGAGGACUGCAAGGACAACUCCGCAGAUGUCAGUGAGACGGUCCUGAUUGCGCAGAAAGAGUCCAGCAACAAAACCAUGUGUGAGAGGUUGGUGGACUUCUGCACCUCCAUUGGAAAGGACUGCUACGCCCUCUUCUUGUUCAUGGGGAAGAAAAAUGACCCCGGAAAUAUUUACGGAGUUCUCAGCAACAACUUUGAGGCGGCCAUCGGGAAGUGCAACAAGAUUGACAGAGUUUUAAUCGAGAACUUCUUCAAAGGCUCGAGGUACCUCCACACACCCACAGGAAUGAUGCAGGCUAUCGUCACCAAGAAAAAGGGAGACCCUCUCACGCUCAUGAUUAAAUUCAGCUGAACCAAAGGGACUCAAAAUAACUGAUGGCUAAUAACAUGUUCAAUGUGAUAGAAAGAUACUAACUUUAACAACACAGAAGAUCUUUAGAGAACACUCAGGUUCUUUUCAACCUGUUGAUGAUGUUACAUUUAGUGAGUCAGUUCACUUUUCUCAUGUUUACUUAAAGUCCUGUUUUCUUACAAACUAGCAAACUAAACAAGACUAAACAUACUGCACUUAUGUGUCUCUUCAAGAGCUUUAGGAGUUACUUUACCAUUUAAGUUCACCCACUUCUCAACAACAGAGUAAGGGUAACUGGGAAGUUUUAAUGAUAGACAAAAACACGCUCAACUCCUUUUCAAAGACAUGUGACAUGUUUUUACCUUCUUUUUUUGGUGUUUCUGAAAUAAAUUGAGUGUGUAUUUGAUGCUAUGGCUUUUUUCACUGUAAUAUUCAGUACACAUAAUUGUUAUAAUUGUACAACAAAGGAAAUGUAUUCCCAAAGUUGAAUGUAGGCCGAACUAUCACUAACUUUAUCCUUUCAUUUCCAACCUCAAGAAAAAAUGUUUGGCCAAGGUUCGCCACUGAACGGAAUGUGCUGGGGUGUGUUUUUUUUUUUUUUUUUGCAUUUUUGCCUUUAUUGGACAUCUGACCAAUCUCAC